UUUGUUUCUUUGCUGAUGGUGCAUAUUAGUCAAGCUUUGUGCUUCAUUUUGUUUUAUUUGUUUCAAAAUAUUAAGAGGUUAUUAUUCAUAUUAAACUCCGAAUUCAUUUUCAGAUUGGAAGUAAAGAAGAGAAGUGCUCCUCCUGCCGUAUCCGAUCUAGCUAAAAAGAAGAUCAAUAAAGGUCCACCACCAGAUCCAGCUGCAUAUAAAUCAAUGACAGGAGGGAGUCAGUACAAAUUUGGGGUACUCGCAAGAAUCGUUCGUCACAUGAAAACCAGACAUCAGGAUGGAGAAACACACCCAUUGUCAAUUGAAGAGAUUUUGGACGAGACGAAUCAGUUGAAUGCGGGACCGAAAGUUAAACAAUGGCUGAUCACGGAGGCCCUUCCUAAUAACCCCAAAGUUCAUGAAGUGGAUGGAAAAUACAACUUUAAACCUCCGCUGCCAGUGAGGGACAGGAAGUCCUUGCUGAAGCUGCUUCGUCAACAUGACAUGAAGGGCCACGGUGGGGUCCUGCUUGAUGACAUUCAGGAGUCACUACCUCAUUGUGACAAAGUUAUGAAGCAAUUGGAUAAGGAAAUCUUGCGUAUAAUGCGACAGACAGAUAAGAAACAGAUUAUCUUCUACCACGACAAGGGCAUCAACUUCCCAGUAGAGAAGGAAUUCCAACAGCUAUGGAGAAAUACUUCUGUCGACGGGUUGCAAGAUGACAACAUUGAGGAGUAUCUCAACAAGCAGGGCAUCAAAUCUAUGCAAGAUACGGGGCCAAAGGUGAAGCCCAUCAGGAAAAAGACAAGGAAGAAUAGAACCCGUGCCACCAAGAUUUCUGACAAUGAACACAUGCAACAUGUUCUGCAGAAUUAUGAUACGACAUAAUGAACUCCUCAUGGUAGUUGUGCGACAAGGAUAAAAAAAGGGUUUUAUAUUGCUUAUUUUUCACAAUGUAUUUUAAUAUGUAACAGAAUUGCUCCAGAAAUGUAUAGUAUCUUAAGUUUACUGUAUGAACGGAAAACAUUACAAAAGUAUAAGAGAGAUUAAACUCAUAUUAAGGAAGUCAUUUCAAGCUUAUUGGUAAAGUUGGCCAAAUUAAGGAUUUGAAUAAUGAUUUUUUAAUAUAUUUUUAUUAGUGUACAUUAUACUUUAUUGCUCUUGUACUCUUAAAGUUAUGAGAUGUGUAAAUGGGCCACAGAGUACUUAGGGACGGGUGAUGACCAGUAUUGCUUGCGCAGGGGGGGUGGGGGGAGGGUUCUUCUGGAGGUCUUAAGGUCUUCAGGGCAACCAUUGUCCAAGAAUAUAUGACCUAGAAACAUUUUAAUGUGUAACAUAUGAAUGUACAACUUAGCAUUUAAUUCACAUUUGUUUGGACUGCUCCAGUUCACGUUGUACCAGUAUUUGUACCAGUGGAUUUGUUCAUUUGUACCAGUAUUUUCAUAACCUGUUCAUCGCUAUGAUAUAAAGAAUUACUAUACAGUACUUGUCGAGUUGGUGCCUUCUUUUGAUAAUUACUUACUAAUACAGUAUUUGCAAAGCACUUUUGUGUUUUUCAUAGAUAUAAAGCAUAUUUCAUCAAAAGUAAAUGAGUAAAAAAUCAUUAUCCAGACACACUUCUUUAGACUUAACAUCUUGGUGUGGCAAAUUUGGGCAGGGAAUCAAGAAGACAAUUGUAGAUAUCAGGGUGUGGAAGUAAGCCAGACAAGCUUAUUGCUGAUAAUAGCAGUCGGACAUAGGAACAAACACACAUUGUCACGUAGAGUGCGGAAACAUUGUCAGCGAGUUUGACCCAUUGACUUCUUAAUAAUUUCUGAGCUUUAGUGGUGAGGCCUUCCAAGGUUUUAAAAUAAAUUGUGCUAAAAUUGUAACAAUGCUUGCUUUACACAGAGUAAUCACACUGACGUGACUGUGUCAAUGAGAAAAUCCGUAGGAGCCGUGAUGAGGAUUCGAACCUAUGCAGUGGGUAUUCUCGGGCACAUGCAAUAGAUGACUAGACAACGACAUGGAUAAGGAUUGCAACCUGAAGUUCUACUGAAUGCACGAGGGUUUCCCGAGGCUUCCACUGAAGCCGAAUCAUGGUUUUCACAAUUCCUACAUGCACUCUGGCUCUGUCAUCUAGGCGGUAAAGGUAGAACAUUCCUAGAUGAAUGAGCUAGAGUGCAUUGGGGAGAUUGUGUGAAAAUCUUUGUUCGGCUUCAGUGGAAGCCUCGGGAAACCCUCAUGUGUUCAGUAGAACUCCAGGGUGUUAUCCUUAUCCGUGUUGUGGUCUAGAGCGUGUGCAUGGGAGUAUCCACCACAUAGGUCCGAACCGUCAUCAUGGCUCCUACAGAUUUCCUCAAUGCUUGUUGUAAUAGGAUUUGGGGUAAAAAAUACAUCAACACAUACUUGCUCAGUGAUAGGCAUAUAUAUGCAAACUUGUAUGAGAGUUUAGACUUUAUAAUGCACUCUCUCUCCCUUUUGUUACCUCUUGUCCUCAUUAUUUUUCCUUCCUAACCUCUUCACCUCUCUCUCUCCUUGCCUCUCUCACUCUCUCUCCUUGCCUCUCUCACUCCCCUCUCCUUGCCUCUCUCACUCCCCUCUCCUUGCUCUCCCACUCCCCUCUCCUUGCCUCUUCCACUCCCCUCUCCUUGCUCUCCCACUCCCCUCUCCUUGCCUCUCCCACUCCUUACCCUUCCCACUCUCCUUCAACAGCUGCCCUACAGAUUAAGCCAUGAGUUUAUUUCUCAGGGAGAAGACUUGCUGUACAGAUGUUGGAGUGGGAUCUGUGUGAUGGUUUGGCAAAAGCUUGAAGUUGCGGUUUGUUUAUAUAACGUUAUAUAUCCUGAACACCCUGGCCAGGAUUUUUUUUUUAUUUUUAUUUCUAUAUACAAGAGUUCUUACAUUCUUGUAAAGCCACUGGCAUGGGUAGCAUUUCAGGCAGGUUCUUAAUCCUAAUUAAGGAUUGUCAAAGAUUAAAAUUAUCCUUUAGUAAGGAUUAAUCAAGCGUUUGUGUCCACUUACAAAAUCUGCACGAUACAUCUCUCGUCGAUCAUAGUGGCUUAACUCUGCAUAUAUUAAACAGUUUAUGAGCUUUGAAAAGUCAUAAUCCAAGGCUGUUAUUGUUAUAAAACAAGCCUAGUGGUGCUUUGGAGCUCAUAAACUCACAUACACGUAAAUAACGUAAACAAAGUCGUCAGGAUUGAGGAAAGAUGUUCACGUGUUUAUAAGUGGAUACUUAAGUGUUUGAUCAGUUGUGGGCCCGCUCAGUAUAUCUUGAAGACCUGCUGGGUAUCGUAAUGAGAUUUGCUCUCAUAAGCCUUGUUUAAAGUUUUUGUUAGGCCUGUAGCCUCGAGUCUAUUCUGGUAUUGAAGGUGGCUUACAGAUCGUGUGUGAGGUGUGUAUCCUGCCUAUUUAUGGGCAGUCCAGUUGCUGUGAUCCAUAUUAACUUAAAUUUACAAUUUCACUACUGUAAUACACUAAGCAAUAUUAUGUUUAAAAGUUUCUAAAGAAUAAUCAGUAUUAAAAUUAUAAAUUUAUAUCUAUUUCAUAUAUUGCUCCCAAGUGAAAACUUCAGCAAUUUCAGAUAUAUGUAUUAAGGAAACAGGACUUACUUUUAAAAUUAAAUACGUGUUUAAGGAUUCAUAAUUUCUUUAAAAAACUACAGGUAACUAACACAAAAAAUUGUUACAGUAUGAUUAGUAAAUGUACAUUUUAAAUAAAUAGGAUUUUUGCUAA
Messenger RNA from Procambarus clarkii (red swamp crayfish), 3705 nucleotides. The record is from RefSeq and is a predicted model, not a curated record. NCBI's taxonomy places the organism in Eukaryota, Metazoa, Arthropoda, Malacostraca, Decapoda, Cambaridae.